Linum tenue is the source of this 328-nucleotide messenger RNA. The record is from the annotation of a GenBank genome assembly. NCBI's taxonomy places the organism in Eukaryota, Viridiplantae, Streptophyta, Magnoliopsida, Malpighiales, Linaceae.
CUAUAGGGGAAGGGAAUGAUGAACAUGUACAGUUGACUGGGAAGACUUAGAAACCUCUAUAAAUGAAGGCGCCAUUAAUCAUCCCAAAUAUUAUAAGUGAGCGACCGAUCCUUCGAAAUAUGGUUUCUUCUAAGAACACCAUCGCUGGCUGGAAACUGGUGGUGGCAGUAGCGGUGAUGAUCGUGUUCGUACUUCUCUCGUCACCCCCGGCAAAGGCUUCCAGAGUUCUACUGGAAGUUGGAGUCGUCAAACCAGAUGGCUGUAAGUCGUCUUAAUUACCCUCCUCGAUCGACCUCGUAAUUAUUCAUGCUAUAUAUGUGUAACUUGC